AUGUCGAAGCCUCCGUUGUUGUAUGCAAAGCUCCCUCAAUUUAAAUAUCAAACAUUCGACCUUGAAACUCUCAAGUUCUCAGACGUGCCAGUCAUUCCUAUUUAUGAGAAUGUUGGAACAGUCGGCGAUGAUAAGGUCAAUGCUGACAUUGAGUCGAACAAGGAUAAGGGUCCAGAUGAUCCAUCAGUGACUGACCCGAGUGAACCUGUACCCGAACCCUCGAAUGAUGUUGCAGAGGAGGAGGGGGAAGUGAAAGAAGAGGUGGAGAAACCAGAAGAGGAAGCGAGUGAGGAGACAUUCAGUCAAGAUGGAACGGAGGGAAAAAAUGAGGAGCCUUCAACCGAGGAUGGGGAAGGUUGCAAACAAGAUCAAAUUGAACAGGGGGAGACGGAAAUGGAGGUAGUCGCGAGUGAGGAUGCCACUCCUCCAGCAGAUGACGUUCCAGAAAAUGUCGAGCCCGAAGUGUCUGAACCCGGAGAGAGUCAGGAACCAGAUCCUCUGACCGAAACGCCUCCAGAUAACCUGGAGGCUUGUGACAAUGAAGGUGAUAUAAACUUCGAUUCUGUAGGAAGUGCAAUGCUGACCAGCGUGCAAGAGCUACGAUUCCCAGAUGUUGACCCCGAAGCCGAGGUUGCCCGGGUGAAAGCAGAGAAGGAGGCUGAGGCGGAGCUGUAUCACGAUGGCGAUUACGAUGAUGAGAACAUCGCAUUGAGCCACUGUCCUGACAACACAAGCGAGCCUGUAAAUGAAAUCUACAAAGAGGAUGAAACAAUUGCCAAUGAGCCUGAUUCACCUGACGCGGAGCCAUCCAAGUUGGAUGAUUACGUCCAAGCCGAUGAAAAGGAUGCUGAAGCUCUUGAAGGGGAAAGUCCCACUGAAGUUGUAUCUCCAGAGCCAGAGGCACAAGAUAAACUUGAAGAAUAUCCUGCGGAAGAGCUUGUGGAAGAGCAAGUUGUGGAAGAGCAAGCUGCGGAGGAACUGUCUCCUGCAGAACCACCUACAGAAACGCUGCCCGAAGAAUCUCCUACUGAAGAGCUAGCCGAAGAUCAGCCAUUUGAAGACACCCCAGCAGAGGAACCAACUGCUAACGAUCCCGUGGAUGUUCCGGCUUCCGUAGAAGAACCUAAGGAUGAUGGUCAUGGCGAUGAAGAACCUACACUUUCAGAAGAAACGCCAACCGAACGUGCACCAGCCGAGACAACAUGUCUUGCGGAAGAAGAGUCAACCGGGGAUCCGAUUACAGAAGAACUAGCGGUGGAAGAUAUAACAGAAGAAAAUCCUGUCCUCGAAGAACCAGCUCCGGAGGAUCCCCCUGAAGACGUUCCUGUUGUUGAUCCGCCUGCCGAAGAGCCCUCCGUCGAAGGGGCCGACGCUGAAGAUCCCCCUCAUGAGGACCCUGCCCCUGAAGAACCGAUUCUAGAAAAUCGACCUACACAAGAAUUAAUUGUGGAGGAGCCAGUUGCGGAAGAGGCCGCACAAGUGGAAGAUACUCUAGUCCCAGACGCCUCGCCAGAGCAGCCAAUGCCAGAGUUAAAUGUUAGUGAAGAGUCUCCUCUCCCGGAAACAUCUGUCCCUGAUCAAAUUCCGGUUGAGGACAUUCCACCAGAUCAGCCGACUGCUGAUAGAUCAAUUGAUGAAAUUGGCAAUGAUAACGUUCAUGAAAAUGUCAUAAUCGAUUCUCCAGCAGGAGAAUCAGCUGAGGGCGCUGCAUCAUUGAAAACAAGACGGAGAAAACGACGGCAUCGCUCGCAAUGGGAGCAUGGGAGGCGAGAGUCCAAGAGCUCUUCUGACAGUUAUGCUCUUCACCGUCAAGAACGCGAACGAGCUGCUUUUGCAAAUCCAAAGUGGGAAGUACUUGGCGAAGUGAAGAAACAGAGAUCACCAAGGAGAAGUUCCGACGAGGAAAGAGCUGAACGUCACAGAAGGGCCAAUCGCAAACAUAGUGAAGGACGAGCUAGGAGGGACAGCGCGGCAAAGGAUUCGUUUGAUACAAGUCGCCAUUCAGGUUCUUCUCAAAGUAGAAGGGAAUCUACCUCGUUUAGCUUGUCAACCAUAACCUCCAAACCAGUCGCGCUACUGAAGCUUAUGGCCAGUGGAGAGUCCGAAACCAACGGGCCCUUACUCAAGCUUAAUGUAACCGAACAAUACGAGAGAAGGCUAUCUACUUCCCGUCCAUCAGAUUCUUCAAGCAGCUCCAGACCCCAUUCCAAUUCUCGUCACAAACAUCGGCAUCAUGGCGAGAAGGAGCCAAGAAGUCGCGAGAAUACCUCGCCAAGGGACUCGCUGGAUGACGCCGACGCAGGGAGGCGCCGACGGGAACAUCGGAGAUCGAGAAGGGCUGAGGAUCUAGAGGAAGAAAAACCCCAGAGAAGGGAUAGCCAUUACGAAGGACGAAGACGGGAGCGACGCGACUCUGACAGAUAUCGGGACAACGGUCCUCUGGACAAAUUGAAGGAUAGAUUCAUGGUAAACCUAAGGACUGUCCUUGCCGCUGCUGGAUAACAUGACUUUUGUUUUGUCGCGUUCUGCUUACUUCUGUUAUCAAACUAUAUCCCACAAUCUUCGUCCCAUUCUUGGCAUUUUCAAUUCUGACUUCUAUGUUAUUUUAUAUUAUUUAUUCUUAUAUCACCACAUUCCAGUUACCCCUUUUAUAACCAUUGCCUCUUUCUCCUCCUGUCCCUCUCUCCCUCUUACCCUUCCGUUCCGGGGUGACAUUUUUAAGUUCCUCCUAAAAAGUCGCCAUAUGUGCUGCUGUGCUGCUGAGCACAGAUCCAUGAAACCGGAAAAAAUUGAGUUCUCGUGAUUGAAUAUGAGCUGGCCGCAAAUGUAUCAAUAGUAUUAAUAACUUUGUUAAUCAUCUAUAUAUUCUAUUCUCACGG
Molecule: messenger RNA, 2879 nt
Organism: Histoplasma capsulatum G186AR
Lineage: Eukaryota; Fungi; Ascomycota; Eurotiomycetes; Onygenales; Ajellomycetaceae
Exons: 2
Coding region: 1-2502 (833 amino acids)
Source: RefSeq, a predicted model, not a curated record